AUGCCAAAAUUGAAUGAAAACAAAACAAACAUGGCAGAUGUGAUCCAAGACGUUGGUUAUUUCAACGUCAAGGAUGAAUUAGUUUUUGUUGAUGAAAAUUUCUGUAUUAACUUAGUAGAAGAAGAAGUUGUUAGCGAACCAUUAGAAAAUAAAUUCAUUGUUUUUGAUAGUGUUUCCUCUGAUGUGACCAGUUCAGUUCCUAAUGCGGAAAUAAGGCUGGAGUGUGAAACUUCAUCAGAGUCAAAUUUUAGCAAUGGAGAUCAUUUAAAUAAUAUCACAGAAGUAAAAAAUAAAAACCAUAGGGAUGUAGAUAAUUUUGACAGUUUAACCGAAGUAAAAAAUAAAGAUACAUUUGAUAGUGAUUUAGAUAGUUUUGAUUGUAUCACUGAAGUAAAAAAUGAAGAUACGUUUGACUCAGCUGUUCACUCAUCACCUGGAAAUCCAAAUGAAAGUUCCACAGAAGAGAAUGAUUCACUUCAUAGUACACAGUCCUUUAACUCUGAUGAAAAUCAUGCUAGCUUUUCAAAUGACCAGUUGGCGAGUCACAGGUUGGAACAGAAUGGGAAGAGAGUGUGGGCUUGUAAACAGUGCGACAAGACCUUCAUCUCCCGUAAGGGCUCCAUCAUUCACCAGCGGACCCACACAGGAGAGCGCCCGUUCACGUGCAACGUGUGCAACAAGAAGUUCAUAGACAGCAGUACCUUGAUGAAACAUCAGGUUAUCCACCAAGCCACCAGACCAUUCUCCUGUUCUACUUGUCAUCGAGGAUUCAAUCAGAAAGUGGCUCUGCAAAGGCACGAAUCGACACAUUCCUUACAACCGUUGUUCAACUGUAAAUACUGUCCUAAAACUUUUCUUGUCCGAAGCAGUUUGCAGGCGCAUGAAAACAUUCAUUCCAGGAUCAAACCGUACGUUUGCAGUUUUUGUCCGAGCAGAUUCCACACUUUGACUCUUCAGAAACAGCACGAGCGUGUUCACACAAAUGAGAGACCGUAUCAGUGCAAUUACUGUCCAAAAGCUUUUAAAGAUAGUGGUACAUUGUUUAAACACCAAGUCAUCCAUUCGGGAGUGAAACCUUACAGUUGUCCUCUCUGUUCGAACGGAUUCACUCAGAAAGUCGCUGUUCGGAAACACAUUAGAACUCACGUGUUGAAGGGCGCAUCGAAACAGUGUCAGAUUUGUAAAGUGACUCUUAUCAAUCCUAAUGAACUUUCUCUCCAUUUGGAGAAACAUGUUUUAGAAAAUCCUCACUCGACGGCUAAACCUUCGACAAAGGUCGAGUCAAAACUGAAAACACAGAGAGUUCUAUCGGAAACCAAGCCCGCAGACUUGAGCGAUUUGGCCACUCUGUGUGAUGUAGCGAUCUCGACAUCAGGGAACUAUUUCUCUAACGCGCUGGACAUAAAUUCUGUCAGAGGAAGAUUCUAUUGCUUCUACUGUGGGAUGAGGUACAAACGAGAGAGGACUUUGAACUCUCACCUCUUCGGGGUCCAUCUAUUCUGUGUAUCGUGUUCUACUAAGUUCUACGAUAGGGAAACUCUUGACUCUCACGAUUGUAAAGGUCAGGCCCUAAAUGGAGUUAUCGGUAAAGUGACCAAUAAACCAAAGAUGAAGACAAACAAACAGUUCAGCUGUGAGAAGUGUUACAAAUCGUUUAACUCACGGAACGGUUUCGUCAUCCAUCAAAGAAGUCAUACGGGUGAGAGACCUUACGCAUGUCGGUGGUGCGAUAAAGCGUUCGGUGAUUCCGCUACAAGGCACAAACACGAGCGGAUCCACACUGGUGAGCGACCGUUCAAGUGUGUGAACUGUCCUCGAGCCUUCAACCAGCGAGCAGCAUUACGAGCUCACCUCGGGACUCACAGCUGCAAUCGAACGUUCAAGUGCGAAUACUGUCCCUCCUCCUUCCGUUACUCCUCGUCGCUGUGUAAACACGUCGAAGCAUGUCACAGUGAUUCCCUGCAAGUGUCUUGUCCGCUCUGUGCCAAGGUAUCUCUGGACCCCAACAGCUUGCACGAUCACAUAAGGUUUACUCAUGUCGUCGAAGGGGAGUCUCAUGUUUGUACCUUGUGCGACUCCGGUGUCUUCACACUCAGUGCGGAGUAUUGUGACCAUUUAGUUUGGCAUGCCAAACAACAUAUCCUGGACUUUUACAGGCGGUACUCAAUAGGUGUCAUGUAAAUAUCUUGUCAAAGGUUUGUCUUCAUAUUAAGAUAAUUAGUUUUGUAUUUUCGUUAUAUUUUGUAAUAUCGUAUUGUACCUUAAAUGAAUUAUUUAUCUACUUCAGUUAUUAUUUUUUAAUUAUCUUAACAGUAAUUUCUCUGUAAUCCAGUCAAUUGUGUACAUAUCCCUUUCAUUUUCCCAUAAACUACCAUUAUUUAAUACAA
This is a messenger RNA of Homalodisca vitripennis (glassy-winged sharpshooter), 2387 nucleotides long. RefSeq names its product zinc finger protein 345-like. Lineage: Eukaryota; Metazoa; Arthropoda; Insecta; Hemiptera; Cicadellidae. Gene Ontology annotation, cellular component: nucleus. The transcript has 3 exons. The record is from RefSeq and is a predicted model, not a curated record. Bases 1 to 2181 code for a protein of 726 amino acids.